Cuscuta europaea is the source of this 2708-nucleotide messenger RNA. Lineage: Eukaryota; Viridiplantae; Streptophyta; Magnoliopsida; Solanales; Convolvulaceae. The record is from the annotation of a GenBank genome assembly.
UUAAAUAAGAACAAGCCACACUAGUAAUGAGUUAAAUUGAAUUAAACUUGCUCCUAAGUUAAAGAUUUGACAUGGAGUGAAUGAGUAAUAACUUUCUUACAAAUUCAACUAAAUAUAUGGAUUAAAUGAGUAAUGGGCAUACCAAUUUUCUUUCUUCUUGCCUCUCUACCUGUGUCAGGCGGUAGGAUUGAUGAGCUCGUAAAAUGCUUCGGAAACAAUCCUAGAUGAGGUUGUAAACAUUGCCAUUUGUAGAAAUCAGCUGGUCAGUGGGGUUCUCGGAAUUCAAGGAACGGUGGAAUAUCACGCCGGCGGCCGGCCUCCCCUGUACCCCUCCCGUCGGUGGAUUUGGAUAUCUAAUCGAAGUCACAGAGAUCAAUUUGAGCAAUUCAUCUCCAAAUUUGGCAGUAUUUAGCUUCAUCAAUCACUCUUUUGUGAUGAUUUGGUCGAGUGAUACAAGUUCAUCAUCCGGGAGAAGAUCUAUGAAGAGGGUUUUCUGCUAUAAUAGUGAGGAGUUUCACAAAACCUCACCUAAGCCCAAGCACCAGAAGGUUGAUGUGACCUCUAAAUCUUCUGAAUAUAUUCACGCCGAACAUCCAAUAUUUGCUAGCAGUAGGACUGUUGUUGUGGCCCUCUCUUCAACACCUAAUACACUGAAACAUAGAAUUCAAGAUUCACCAAGAUAUGAAUCUGUUGAAGUGAGAAGAAAUUAUGAUGAUGAAAUGGAGGUAUCAGAAGGUUGUGAAAAUUGUAACUUUGAUAAUAAAAGUAUAAAUAAUGGUGAAGCCAAACUUGGGCAUAGGAAUCCGCAUCCUAACAAGGGCAAACAUAGAAAACUAAGUUUUGGGCAUGAAAAAGUUAAUUGUUCCUUAGAUGCUUGUCGUGAACGAGUUUUGGAUGUUUUACAACACUUCAAAGGAAUCUAUAACAAGCUUCUUGAAGAAUCCAAAGAAGAUCAAAGCAGAGUCAAGUAUGCAAAAAGAAGCCUGCCCGUAAAAGCUGCAUCACUCCUCAAGCAAAACAAAAAAUGGAUACGAGACAAACCAACCUUUGGAAUUAUUCCUGGAGUUGAGAUUGGCGAUACCUACCAAUUCAAGGCGGAGCUUUCAAUUGUGGGACUUCAUCUCCAAUAUCUAGCCAACAUAGAAUACACAGAUUUUAAUGGAGGACCCCAUGUAACUAGCAUUGUGGAUUCUGGUCAUUUUGAAAGUGUUAACUCUGAAUGCCUUGACACUCUUACCUAUGUUGGUCAUGGAGAAAACCAUAAUGAUUCGAGUUCUAGUACAAAGAAGCUGAAUGAGCAAAAGUUUGAGAAGGGUAACCUUGCCUUGAGGAACUCGAAGGAUUCAAAGCUUCCUAUAAGGGUCAUAUGUCUUCAGAAAACUCUAGGUAUGAGUUUCCAAGGCUACAUUUAUGCAGGGCUGUACGUUGUGAGCAACUAUAAGCAAGAAAGAGACCAAAGGGGGAAAACGGUCUUCAAGUUUGAACUAUGCAGACUUCGCGGGCAACCAAACCUCACUCUACCAUUGGCUUGGGAUUGGGUAGAAGUCAAAAAGCCCCAAGGAGACCGUGGUGUUAAGAAUCUUGUUGUGGUGGACGAUGAUGUUUCGCAAGGCAAGGAGAAAUUUUCCGUUCGUGCGAUAAAUGAUCUUGAUGAUGAAAAACCCCCUACUUUUAUUUACAUAACCAAAAUGAUAAAACCUUUUUGGUUCAAUCCUCCUUUUCCCAAGGGUUGCAAUUGCAAAAAUGGAUGCUCAAGUUCGAAGAAAUGCGUUUGCAUGCUUAGGAACGGUGGUGAGAUUCCAUUCAACAAUAUCGGUUCCAUAGUUAAAGCCAAGCCGGUGGUUUACGAGUGUGGGCCAUCUUGCAAUUGCCCCCCUUCAUGCAAGAAUCGGGUUAGCCAAAACGGCCUACAAUAUCAUCUUGAAAUUUUUAAAACCAAGUCUAGAGGAUGGGGCGUCCGGUCCCCUGAUCACAUUUCUUCGGGAAGUUUUAUAUGUGAAUACAUUGGAGAACUACUAGAUGAGAAUGAAGCGGAGAAACGAAUCGAUUGUGAUGAAUAUCUCUUUGACAUUGGUAACUACGAUGAAGGAGAGGAGAUUGACCUAGAAAACAUUAAUAGAAAGGAUAGUGAGGGGUUCACUAUUGAUGCGGCGUGGUUUGGAAAUGUGGGGAGAUUCUUUAACCAUAGUUGUUCCCCCAACCUCUAUGCGCAAAACGUGUUGUUUGAUCAUGAUGACAAGAGAGCCCCUCAUCUAAUGCUGUUCGCUCAAGAGGAUAUACCUCCUUUGCAAGAGCUAACAUAUGACUACAAUUAUAAGCUGGAUCAGGUUCGUGAUUCUAACGGAAACCUCAAGAAGAAGAAUUGCUAUUGUGGCGCACAUGAGUGCACGGGAAGGAUGUACUAGUAGAAGGGGAUAUCUUUCUCCACAUUCAUGCGCAAACUAUCGAUCAAGGAUUGGGUUGAUGUGGGUUGGAACAGAACAUGCCAUGGUUAUCCGUAGUUGGAUUGAUGUGUAUUUUUCUUCUUUUCUAGGCAUAUAGAUUUGAUAGAUUUUUUGCUCUGUGUGUACUUAGUGUCCAUUUUUUACUCAAUCAUCUGAGAACAUUACCUAAUAAUGAAAUUUUUAGUACCGAAAGUUGAAUAUUCUGGUAUUGUCAAGUGUUCUAGGCUGCUUUUGUUUCGAAUGUUUGAUAUAGACGUGUUCAGG